AUGAAGUCGAUCCACUUUUGUUUCUUUUUCUGUUGCUGGAAAGCUAUAAGCUGCAGUGGCUGUGAGCUGACCAACAUCACCAUUGCAGUGGAGAAGGAGGAAUGUCGCUUCUGCAUAAGCAUCAACACAACUUGGUGUGCGGGCUAUUGCUACAACCGGGACUUAGUGUACAAGGACCCAGCCAGGCCCAACAUCCAGCAAGUGUGCACCUUCAAGGAGCUGGUGUAUGAGACAGUGAGAGUGCCCGGCUGUGCUUCCCAUGCAGACUCCCUGUACACGUACCCAGUGGCCACUGAAUGUCACUGUGGCCAGUGUGACAGUAACAACACUGACUGCACCGUGCGAGGCCUGGGGCCCAGCUACUGCUCCUUCAGUGACAUGAACGAGUAA
Molecule: messenger RNA, 390 nt
Organism: Chrysochloris asiatica (Cape golden mole)
Lineage: Eukaryota; Metazoa; Chordata; Mammalia; Afrosoricida; Chrysochloridae
Product: follitropin subunit beta-like
Exons: 2
Coding region: 1-390 (129 amino acids)
Biological process (GO): G protein-coupled receptor signaling pathway
Cellular component (GO): cytoplasm; extracellular region
Molecular function (GO): hormone activity
Source: RefSeq, a predicted model, not a curated record